This is a messenger RNA of Acanthosepion pharaonis, 882 nucleotides long. The record is from the annotation of a GenBank genome assembly. Lineage: Eukaryota; Metazoa; Mollusca; Cephalopoda; Sepiida; Sepiidae.
AUGGUGUACUUUUUUUUUCUCUCUCUCUUCUUCCUUGGUGCUAGAGGUGUCACUCGAAAAUCUUCCACAUCUGAACUUUUCGAAGUUGGCAAAUAUUUACAUAAACAACUAUCUCUCAUUCUCCUUCCGUCUAUACCUCUCUCUUUCCCACGCUCUCUCCUUUCCUCUCUCGCCUUUUCUCUCUCUCUCUCUUCCUUCCUUACCUCCCUCUUCCUCACACUCUCUCCUUGCCUCUCUCUCUCAUCUUUACUAUCUCUCUCUUUACGUUCCUUACCUCUCUCUUUUCCACACUCUGUCCUUCCAUUUCUCUCACCUUUUUUCUCUCUCUCUUUUCCUUACUUCCCACGCUCUUUCCUUCCCUCUCUCACGUUUUCUUUCUCUCUCUAUUUUUCUUCCUUGCCUCUCUCUUUCUCACACUGUCUCCUUCCGUCUCUCUCACCUUUUCUCCCUCUGUUUUUCUUCCUUAACUCUCUUUCCCUCACUCUUUCCUUCCGUCUCUCUCACACCUUUUCUCUUUCCCUCUUUCCUUCCUUACCUCUUUCCUUCCGUCUCUCUCACACCUUUUCUCUCUCUCUUUUUCCUUCCUUAUCUCUCUCCUUCCGUCUCUCUCACCUUUUCUCUCUCUCUUUUCCUUUCUUAACUCUCUCCGUCCCUCUCUUUCACCUUUUCUCUCUCUGUCUUUUCCUUCCUUACCUCUCCGUUAAAAACAAAUCAAUCAAAAAUCCUCCCUCUCUCGUUAUAUCCCUCUACUUUUCUCCCUCUCCCCCAUCCUCUCCUCCACUCUCCUUCUCUCCCUCUUUCCUCUCUUUCCUCUUUCUUUAUCCCCCUUCCUUCUUAUUUCUCUCUCAUUCCCUCUUUCUAUCAAUCUGUCUCUUCUCUUAG